AUGUGGAUCCGCUUCCUGGAACCUCUGCUUCUCUCCCUGGUCAACUCGCCAUACCGCAUAGCCCCAGGUUUUGCCGAGUGGGUGCUAUUCGGUCUGCUGUGUUUCUCAGCUGGCUUGGUGGUGGGCUCACUGGGCACAGCAUUGCUCUGCUCGCAGCGCUUGCGGCGCUUGGUGCUCAACAUUCUGGUGGAAGGCCUUACUGCCUACGACAGGCCUCCAGCUAAUCUGCGAGAGGAUCGAUUGGCUGGAUACAGGGUGCACGUGGGUGGCGAUCCUGAAGCUGAGCGCGAACCAGAGCGCGAGGAGGAGCAGAGAGCAGAUCCAGACAAUAUCCCAGAGAAGCUGAAGACCUUGCGUUCGGCAGUGGAUACAGCUGAAUGGGACUGGCUGGUGGGCCAGCUUUCGGACAGAUGCUUUGCUGCAAUCCCAGUUUUCAAAAGAUCCAAGGGCGUGCUGGUAGCCAUUCCGCAGGCUGCCAUUUCUUCAGACGAUCUGGAGGCAGGAUAUGUGGGCGAGGAUCUUCCAGACCUAGGUAUGGAUGCCAUUCUUGCUCAGUUGGAAAAUUUGGCUACUGCAGUCAAUGGACUUCAAGGAGACGUGAAUGCCUUGAAGCAAGACCGACCCAGAGGGUCAGGAGAGGUGGCGGAGCCAGAAGGCGAAGAAGUGCCUGGUGGCGAAGCCACGGAAGAUUUGGACACUCUGCUCAAGUUGGCUUUGAUCAAAAUGGUUCACAGAGACUCCAACAAAAAGACCAAGAAGAGGCAUUUGGGGUUGCAUGUGGAGAGCUCGGACUCCGAGGAGGCCGAAGACCCCUUGCGACGUUUGAGUGGUGCAAAGGGGACCAUUCUGCAAGAAAGAUUGAGGUCAUCAAUGACCGCGAGCCCUCAGGAGUAUGUGCAAGCAAUCGAGUUGAUGGCCAGUUCUCCCUUGGGAAAAGGGACCCCCGACAACAAUACCAUGGAGAAGUAUGUGCGAGAAGAGUUGCCGAUCGGCACGGACCGCAACCUGGGCUACAUGGCGUGGCUGCUGGUGAAGGCGGCCGGGCCGCUGAAAGCUGGAAAGCCUCAACAUGCACACCUUCUCAUCCUUUUGGGAUUGGCCUCUCUCGAGCAGUUCAAACUAGACUCCAAUUGGAGCGCGGCGUGGAGGGUCACCAACUUGAACCUCCCGCCAUUUAUGGAGUGGCAGGUGCGCAGUGGCACUGUGACUCAGCUCCGCAACGACUUUGCCCAUUCGAGGCUGCUACACCCCACGUGGGCGGCGGCCAUCUCAGCUCGGAUGAGGGACGAAGAAGUUUUGGUGAAAAGACGCGGUCCUUCAAAAACGCCAAACGAUCUGGAUCGAAAGGACCAAAAAGGCAAGGGAAAAGGCAACAACAGUGGAAGUCAGAAAGAGACCCAGCAGUGA
This is a messenger RNA of Cladocopium goreaui, 1407 nucleotides long. Lineage: Eukaryota; Dinophyceae; Suessiales; Symbiodiniaceae. The record is from the annotation of a GenBank genome assembly.